Messenger RNA from Blepharisma stoltei, 1510 nucleotides. Lineage: Eukaryota; Ciliophora; Heterotrichea; Heterotrichida; Blepharismidae. The record is from the annotation of a GenBank genome assembly.
AUGGUGUCAAAAAGCAGGAUAAGCACAACAAGCUUAUAUAUCUUAUCUGCUGUAAUAAGAUUUGCCCUUCUUAUCUACGGGGAAUGGCAAGACAGAACGAUGGAGCUAAAAUACACAGACAUAGAUUACAAAGUUUAUUCAGAUGCAGCAAAUUAUGUAUAUGAAGGAAAUAGUCCUUAUCUGAGACAUACAUAUAGGUAUACACCACUUCUCGCCUAUAUCCUUAUUCCUAAUGUACUGGUUCCUUUCUUUGGAAAAAUUUUAUUUAUUGUUGGAGAUUUGGUGUCUGGCUGUUUCUUACCUUCUCCGUGGGCGAGCAAAAUCAUUAGAAAAAUCGCUAUUUUUUGCCCAAAAACCCACCUCCGUGAGUGAACAAAAAUUUUUUUAAUAGAAAAAUUUUUUCUGAAAAAAAAUUUUGAUAUAUAAGUGAUAAUUAGUAUAAUGAAAUCAGAGAGAUAUUCUGUUUAAUUUUAAAUAAAUUGCGUUUUAAAACAUAAAAUUUAUAAAUUAAAUUAAUAUUUGCUUUCCAAUUUUUACGAAUUAGGAUUUUUUUUAAAAUUUUGGAAAUUUUUUUUUUAAAUAAAAAAUUAACUCCUCUCUCCGUGAGCGAACAAGAUUUUUUUUGUUCACUCACGGAGGGAAGAGUUAAAUAAAACUACUUAAGCUUGAAAACGAAAACCCAUUAUGGAGCGCAACACUUUUGCUUAAUCCGAUUGCUAUUAAUGUAUCAACGAGAGGCUCAUCAGAUUCUCUUACAAGUGUUUUAUUAUUAGGGGCAAUCUAUUUUCUUAAAACAAAUAAAAUCGAACUGGCAGGAAUUCUAUACGGUCUUUCAGUUCAUCUCAGAAUUUAUCCGAUUAUUUACUGUCUAAGUUUUUAUUUGUGGAUUGAUAAAGAAAAAUCAUCGUUUUUCACCUAUAAAAGGAUAAAAUUCACACUCAUAAGUGGAGGAUUAUUUUUAGCACUCAUAGCAGUGUUUUGGAAAAUAUACGGCUGGGAAUUUUUAUAUGAAACUUAUUUAUACCAUUUCAUCAGAAAGGACAACAGGCACAAUUUUUCACUGUAUUUCUAUAUGCUUUAUCUAACUUUUCAAUCAGCAGCUAAAGUUCUUGGCCUUCUGGCAUUUAUUCCACAAUGGGGACUUAUUGCUUACUUGGGAUUCUUUAUGACUAAGAAAAAUUUGUAUACAACUCUUAUUGCAGAAACCUUUAUUUUUGUAAUAUUCAAUAAAGUUUGCACAGCUCAAUACUUUCUAUGAUAUAUGAUCUUGAUCCCGCUUUUGCUUCCAAAAUUUAAUAUUUCAUUAAAGAGAAUAACAGUUUUGCUUACUUGCUGGGUUGCUUCAGAACUGUUUUGGAAUUACUGGUGCUAUCGCUUGGAGUAUUUAGGUGAAAACAAGUUUUUAGAAAUAUGGAUAGCGAGCGCACUAUUUUUUAUGACAAAUGCAUGGAUUCUUCGUGAAAUAAUAGUUGCAUCACCUGUCAUCCCAAUCAAGAUGCUAGAAGAUUAG